AAAAGUCUUGCCCCCUCCUCUCCCUUCUAUUAUACACAUUAUAUAUUGUAUAAUGUAUAUAUCUAUAAAGCCAACCUCUUUCCAUAUGCAGAAUCAAAACACACACAACUAUCUGUAUUACCUUCUUCAAGUGUCAUAAAACCAAACUCUUCUUCAAUAAAGAGAAAUAUAAGAGAGAUGGAUAAAGGGGUAUUUCUUGAAAAGACAAAAGAGAGAUCAUUAAAGAUAACACCGUCAUGGGCAGUUGCAGUGGUAGUGUUUGUGAUACUUGCCAUUUCAAUUGCUCUCGAAUACAUACUUCAUCUCAUCGGCCAUUGGUUGCAACACAAACAGAAAAAAUCACUUCAUGAAGCUCUUGAAAAGAUAAAAGCAGAGUUGAUGCUUUUAGGGUUCAUAUCAUUGUUGCUAACUGUGGGUCAAGAACCAAUUGCUAGUAUAUGUAUUUCAAGUAAAGUUGCAAGAACAUGGCACCCUUGUAAUGAUGAUAGUGCCGACACUGACUUUUAUGAUCCUUGUCUUAAGAAGGGAAAGGUACAAAUGGUGUCAAACUAUGGGAUACACCAACUCCACAUAUUUCUCUUUGUGUUAGCUGUGGUUCAUGUCGCGUAUUGCCUUCUUACUUUGGCUUUGGGAAGACUCAAGAUGAGGAGGUGGAAGGCUUGGGAAGAUGAAACAAGGACAUCUGAAUAUCAAUACCAUCACGAUCCCGAAAGAUUUAGAUUCGCAAGAGAGACGACAUUUGGACGUCGACAUUUAAGAUCUUGGAGCACAUCGUCAAUUCUUAUGUGGAUUGGUUGCUUUUUCAGACAGUUCUUCUCAUCAGUAGCAAAAGUUGAUUACCUUACCCUUAGACAUGGCUUCAUCAAUACACAUUUGAAUCAUUUGAGUCCCGAAAGUCAACAUAAGUUUGAUUUCCACAAAUAUAUCACCAAAUCACUCGAAGAAGAUUUUAAAGAAGUCGUUGGAAUAAGUCCUAUAGUAUGGUUUUUUGCCGUUUUGCUCCUUCUCACAAACACCCAUGAUUGGUAUGCAUACCUUUGGCUGCCCUUUAUACCGCUAGUUAUAAUACUUUUGGUUGGAGCCAAGCUACAAUUAAUCAUAACACAAAUGGGGAGGAGGACUAAUGAUAUGGCCGAUGUGGUGAAGGGUACACCUGUGGUUAAGCCUGCGGAUGACCUCUUUUGGUUUGGUCGACCGCACCUUGUACUCCUUUUGAUCAACUUCGUUCUCUUUCAGAACGCGUUUCAACUGGCUUUUCUUUGGUGGAGUUGGGAUACAUUCGGUUUCACUUGCUUCCACCGUCGAACUGAAGACAUUGUAAUCAGGAUCACCAUGGGGGUCGUGAUACAGUUUCUUUGCAGUUAUGUGACACUCCCGUUAUACGCCUUAGUAACACAGAUGGGUUCAAGAAUGAAACCAACUAUUUUUGGUGACAAUGUAGCAAAAGGACUAAAAACUUGGCACCAUACAGCCAAGAAAAAUAUCAAGCAUGGACACCACUCUAGCACAAACACACCAUUCACAAGCAGACCCGGAACCCCACUUCAUGGGAGUACAUCCCCAAUAAGUCUGUUGCAUAGGCACCAAGAAGACAGCCUUGAUAGCCCUUCAGAAUCUCCAAGAGGUGAGCACGAGGGUUGGGCCAACGAGUCUUCUUUAAACGACCGGUACCAAUACCAUGAACCCGAAAACUUCAGAAGAGACAGCCACACUGAUCUUGAGGAAGAAGAGAUUCAAGAACUUGGCCCGACAUCCACCCGGUUGCCAUCCAGACCAAGACCUGUUAGAAGUCAAAGUGCAGUUGAUAUGACGGAGUUCUCAUUCGGCCAGAGUAAGUAGAUAUAUAUAUAUAUAUAUAUAUAUAUAUAUAUAUAUAUAUAUAUAUAUAUAUAUAUAUUUUCUUUUUUGUUUUUAAUGAAUACAUUCAUAGCUAGUUGCGUUUGAUGUACUAUUCUCUAUGUGCUUGUGCUGUUGUAUACUGGAUCUUUUUUCGAUAUACUCAACAUGUAAGUUUAAAGCCAACGUAGAAUAAGUGAAACAGUU
This is a messenger RNA of Helianthus annuus (common sunflower), 2043 nucleotides long. RefSeq names its product MLO-like protein 12. Gene Ontology annotation, biological process: defense response. Gene Ontology annotation, cellular component: membrane. The transcript is spliced from 15 exons. Lineage: Eukaryota; Viridiplantae; Streptophyta; Magnoliopsida; Asterales; Asteraceae. Bases 178 to 1839 code for a protein of 553 amino acids. The record is from RefSeq and is a predicted model, not a curated record.